AAGGAAACCAUCUGUGUGCGCCAGGACCACGGGCGGCGGGGGCUAAAUGACCGCUGCUCCGGGUGGCCAUGGGCAAGAAGCUGGUGAUGGCCCAGAAGCGGGGAGAGACGCGAGCACUCUGUCUGGGAGUGACCAUGGUGGUGUGUGCGGUCAUCACCUACUACAUCCUGGGUACCACCGUGCUGCCUCUCUACCAGAGAAGUGUGUGGACCCAGGAAUCCACCUGCCACCUGAUUGAGACCAACAUCUGGGACCAGGACGAGCUAGAGGGCAAGAAGGUGCCCCAGUACCCGUGCCUGUGGGUCAACGUGUCUGCCGUGGGUGGCUGGGCCGUGCUGUACCACACGGAGGACACCCGGGACCGGAACCAGCAGUGCUCCUACAUCCCCGGCAGCCUGGACGACUACCAGCUGGCCCGGGCCGACGUGGAGAAGGUGAGGGCCAGAUUCCACCAGCACCACGUCUUCCACUGCUUCUCCACGGCCCGGGGGAACGGGAGCAGCGUGCUCUACCAGCGCCUCCACGGGCCCCAGGCCCUUCUCUUCUCCUUCUUCUGGCCCACCUUCCUGCUGACGGGGGGUCUCCUCAUCAUCGCCAUGGUGAAGCUCAACCGGUCGCUCUCCAUCCUGGCAGCCCAGAAGUGACCAUUAUCCUGCACCACGUCGCCACACACUUGCCAGUCAAAGGGGCUGGGGAGCGGCUCUUCCUGUGUGUGCCCUUGCCUUCCCCCCGCCCUCUUGUCUCCCCUCCACUCUGCCUUGCCUUCUGCUGCACGGUUGGCCUUUGGGAAAUCCCUUCGCUAAGGCAUUUCAGUAAUGUGCAAUGGCCCCCUAGCGCCUCCAGGGGCCCAAGGACGGCCCGUUACCGUCUCUCCUAUCUGUCCUCACUCAGUGGGGUAGUACUUGCUACCUCCUUUGCAACUGCCUAUCCGGUGAAGGACAAGGACUGUCACCUCUGUGCCUGUGUCCCCCCUGCUGGAUCACGGCCAGCCUUUCUCACCCAGGUAGCCAUCCUUGGUAAACCCAGUCCCUUGGUUUAAUUUCGUAAUAAACACAACAGAAGCUCCCAUUUCUAGGGCUCAUUUUGUAUACUGCUUUUCUUCAAAGAUCACUAAAGACUACAUUUUUUUAAUCUCAGCAUGCAAAAGUACUGUUGUCUCUAUAUCUGCAGAGGUUUACUUCCAGGACCCCAACAGAUACCCAAAUCACUCACAUAAAAUGCUGUAUUUCCUUCACAUCCACUCACGUAAAAUGCUGCAUUAUCUGC
Messenger RNA from Perognathus longimembris pacificus (Pacific pocket mouse), 1266 nucleotides. It is a transcript of the gene Kcnmb1, whose product is annotated as potassium calcium-activated channel subfamily M regulatory beta subunit 1. The transcript is spliced from 4 exons. Gene Ontology annotation, biological process: potassium ion transport; detection of calcium ion. Gene Ontology annotation, cellular component: membrane; voltage-gated potassium channel complex. The record is from RefSeq and is a predicted model, not a curated record. Lineage: Eukaryota; Metazoa; Chordata; Mammalia; Rodentia; Heteromyidae. Gene Ontology annotation, molecular function: calcium-activated potassium channel activity; potassium channel regulator activity. The coding region runs from base 69 to 644 and encodes 191 amino acids.